AUGAGAGGGAGGAUGGGAACCCAGGGCAGCCCGGUGAAGAGCUACGAUUACCUCCUCAAGUUCCUGCUGGUGGGGGACAGCGACGUGGGGAAGGGCGAGAUCCUGGAGAGUCUGCAGGACGGGGCCUCCGAGUCCCCCUACGCCUACAGCAACGGAAUUGACUACAAGACCACUACUAUCUUGUUGGACGGCAGAAGGGUCAAGCUGGAACUCUGGGACACAUCAGGGCAAGGAAGAUUUUGCACCAUUUUCAGAUCCUACUCUAGAGGAGCGCAGGGAAUCCUCUUGGUGUACGACAUCACUAAUCGCUGGUCCUUCGAUGGGAUAGACCGAUGGAUAAAGGAAAUAGAUGAGCAUGCCCCAGGUGUCCCUCGGAUCCUGGUGGGAAACAGGCUUCACCUCGCCUUCAAGCGGCAGGUACCAACGGAGCAGGCCCGGGCUUACGCGGAGAAGAACUGCAUGACGUUUUUCGAGGUCAGCCCCCUGUGCAACUUCAACGUCAUAGAGUCCUUCACGGAGUUGUCCCGUAUCGUCCUCAUGCGGCACGGCAUGGAGAAGAUCUGGAGACCCAACAGAGUGUUCAGCUUACAGGACCUGUGCUGCCGAGCCAUCGUUUCCUGCACCCCAGUCCACCUCAUCGACAAGCUGCCGUUGCCCGUCACCAUCAAGAGUCACCUGAAAUCCUUCUCGAUGGCCAACGGGAUGAACGCGGUGAUGAUGCACGGCCGGUCGUAUUCCUUGGCCAGCAGCGGGGGUGGGAGCAGCAGCAAAGGUAACAGCUUGAAGAGAUCCAAAUCAAUUCGGCCACCCCAGAGCCCCCCACAGAACUGCUCACGCAACAACUGCAAGAUCUCUUAGCAGGAUGGACGCACCGUGAGCUUCUAACG
Gavia stellata (red-throated loon) is the source of this 887-nucleotide messenger RNA. RefSeq names its product RAB40C, member RAS oncogene family (gene RAB40C). Gene Ontology annotation, molecular function: GTPase activity; GTP binding. Gene Ontology annotation, cellular component: synaptic vesicle; endosome; plasma membrane. The record is from RefSeq and is a predicted model, not a curated record. Lineage: Eukaryota; Metazoa; Chordata; Aves; Gaviiformes; Gaviidae. Bases 1 to 858 code for a protein of 285 amino acids. Gene Ontology annotation, biological process: intracellular signal transduction; protein localization to plasma membrane. The transcript has 6 exons.